This is a messenger RNA of Pangasianodon hypophthalmus (striped catfish), 1825 nucleotides long. RefSeq lists its product as uncharacterized. The record is from RefSeq and is a predicted model, not a curated record. Gene Ontology annotation, molecular function: ubiquitin protein ligase activity. Lineage: Eukaryota; Metazoa; Chordata; Actinopteri; Siluriformes; Pangasiidae. The coding region runs from base 200 to 1582 and encodes 460 amino acids. Gene Ontology annotation, cellular component: cytoplasm; nucleoplasm. The transcript has 11 exons. Gene Ontology annotation, biological process: protein ubiquitination; positive regulation of DNA-templated transcription; ubiquitin-dependent protein catabolic process.
CCACAGAGAAAGACGAGCAGGACUUCGCUGGAACACGCCAGAGGAAAUGACGUAAGCGGAAGAGCUUUUCAGUGGCGGUUAUCACUACUGAUUCCUGAAAUAAUCAGGCGGGUGUUGAAUAAGAAGCUUAAUGGUCGGGAUAUGCGCUGUACACAUCACAUAAACUACAGCCGAGGAGCCAUAAACAAAAGCAGCUCGUAUGGAGAGCACAUGGAAAGACUCGAGGCCUAGCAGCCCUUUGCUCAGCCUGGAUGAAGAUGAAACCAGUCAGCAUUUAAAUGAGGCUUGUUUACUGAGUGACUCUGAACUACCUUUUGAUGAUCGAGGAUCCUCUUAUGAUUUUUCUAACGUGGUCGUUCCAGAAACUCCAGAAAGCCCUCUCACUUUUCGAAGAAAACGGCAUUCCCAAGUAACUGAUAAUUACAGUGGGGUUGCACUAUGUGGCCCAGAUGCCAAAAAGGACAUGAUUCCUGGAUACCUCCACACAACCCCAAGCUCUCAUAGGACACUGAAACGAAGGAGACUACAAAAUCAUAUAGGAGGUAUUAAUAAUAUACAGGCAGGAAAUGGAACAGGAUUUGUACCUGCCUCAUCUCUUUUACCUGAAUUCACUUGGCUGGAGUCUCCACGCCCUUCGCAGUCCACCGUCUCCUUGUCUUCCACUUCUACCAUCUCAUGUUCUGCUGCAGCUCCUGAAUGCUCUAUCCUGGGAGCUGCUGCUGAUCAGACUUCUCCCAGUGGUCAUUCCUUUGAGCAAAAAAAACUUAAUAAAUGCAAUAAGGAACAGAGAGUGAAAAAGGCAGCAACUAUAAUUAGCCAUGGGUCCUCUAGGAGUACAUCAACAGCACUUUCACUUGCAGCAGAGGAGAGACACUUACUAGGUACAGACACAGAAAGAAGAGGUGGAUGUGUACAAGAAGAGAUUGUCGUUAUUGAUGAGGAUGAUGAUGAUAUGGUGGUUGAGGCUACGGUUCGCUCUAUUCAAAUGGCUGAAGACGAGGCAUUUGCCAGAAGCCUCCAGGAGCAAUUUGAUAGAGAGGAACAGCAUCAUCAGGAGCAAAGUCGAUUACAGACCACAUCACCCAACAGACACAUGCAAAACCUCCCAUUUGAUUCGUAUGUAGGGUUGAGCUGGAUCUCUCCCUGGGCCUCCAUGAUGCACUCAGCACCUUUCUCAGAGCUGCAGCAGGCUAUGGUUGUGGGGCAGCCCAGCAGGCAAAUAAGACAGACUCGGGGAGGUCGCAGCUCUCGCCGCAGAAACAGUCCACAUGUGCCUUUAGACCUGCUUGAUGACAGCCAGGGAAAUAACUAUGAGGCCCUUCUGGAAUUUGAGGAGAUCCAGGGAGCUGUGAUGGCCAAGAACACCCUCAGUAAAGGGGAGAUUGAGAGACUCCCUACAAAAGCUUAUGACCCUUCACACAAUGCAGGGAAGACAGAUUGCCAAAUCUGUUUCUCUGACUACAAGAAAGGAGAGAAGCUUCGAAUUCUGCCAUGCUUCCAUGACUACCAUGUGAAGUGCAUUGACCGCUGGUUGAAAGAGAACGCCACCUGUCCUAUCUGCAGGGCGGACGUGUCAUUGUAAUGUACAUUAUCUCAGGACUGCUUCUCUACCUCACAACACAAGACUACAAAAUCUGUAUUGUAUGCAUGCAAUUUUAAUUUACAGGUGCCUCUGAAAAGUCUUUUUUCUAAACAAAAAGACUAAUGUAAUGGAUGGACCAGCAUAAAUUCUUUGAUCGCAAUAUAUUCAAUACAUCCAGGUGCACUGUUAAAAUUUACUACUGUGCAUAUUAUUAUUUUUUAAUAAAAUUCAUUUUUCCUCACA